UUGGGUACAUUCAACUUUCGAAAAAGCUGCUCUCCAGAAAGUUGACGAUUUGGCUUCCACGUCAGCCACACCAGAUGCGAAAGAGGUGUGGAAUCGCCGUGUACAACUCCGAAAGCCCAUACUUCAGCGGGAUGAAGUGCUGUCACCUAAGGUGUACUAUGCCCCAGAAUGGGAACUGGACAAGAAGCCGAACAAGGACGCUGGCUAUCCUGACCCAUUGAAAGGGUAUGGCAUGACACCUGAGAAAUGGGAAUAUUACAACAAGGUUGUUUGGCCUCCCCAUUAUAUUGUACCGGAGACAGGAUUGCCAAAAGCCAGAGAAGUAUUCCAUUGCAGAGAAUCGGUACAUUUCUCCCCAAAGCGUAUGUGGCAGGCAUGUCAGCUCAUUUGGCGGACGAAUGUUGACGAAGCAAUAACCCAACUGAAUUUUCAACAGAUAAAGAGUUGCAAAAUUCUUGCUGAAGUGUUAACAGAGGCUAAAGAAAGAGCAGUGAACGAGUUUCAUAUCGAAUUCCCAUCCGAUAUGUUCGUUGCAGAUGCGUUUCCAAUCCAGUGCCAGAUAGUGAAAGGUGCUAGACGUCACGCGCAUGAAAAUUGGUGUACCAUUCGUUAUCGAUAUAUUAAUAUUUUCGUCCGAUUAGAGGAGGGAAGCCCGCGGAAUUCAAAGAGCGGGAAAAGAGGAAAAAUGGCUGGGAGCAGAUGGAAGCCUAUUAUAAGUACCUUAGGUCACGAACAAAAAAGUACAGCAUUUGAUAAAAAGAAGAAAAUAGAAUUGGACGAAACUCAUUUGUUCAUUGAUCGGGAAAUUGUGAAGAUACUUGAGGAAAAGCUGGAUCAGUUGAUGGAGCAAAUGAAUCCCGAGCUGAGCGACAAAUAA
This is a messenger RNA of Cooperia oncophora, 877 nucleotides long. NCBI's taxonomy places the organism in Eukaryota, Metazoa, Nematoda, Chromadorea, Rhabditida, Trichostrongylidae. The record is from the annotation of a GenBank genome assembly.